Molecule: messenger RNA, 4598 nt
Organism: Neodiprion fabricii
Lineage: Eukaryota; Metazoa; Arthropoda; Insecta; Hymenoptera; Diprionidae
Gene: gro
Product: protein groucho-like
Exons: 15
Coding region: 1261-3573 (770 amino acids)
Biological process (GO): negative regulation of canonical Wnt signaling pathway; regulation of DNA-templated transcription
Cellular component (GO): transcription regulator complex; nucleus
Molecular function (GO): protein binding; transcription corepressor activity
Source: RefSeq, a predicted model, not a curated record
ACACGUUCCAACUUUCCAGCCCCCAGCAGUCGAGCGUCGUUCCUCGCAGGCGAAGAACGUUCCGUGACGUGUGACGCGUGGUUCUGCCGGACGUAUCUACGUCGAUCGCUUCUUGAAAUCGUUGGUCCUUCCUUCUUUCUUUCUUUCUCUCUUUUCUCUCUUAUCCUCGUCACCCUUAACUCGACCCAGCGAAGUCGACACAAGUAGUCGUUGACGGAGCUGCCGUGUCGUUUGUGCUGGUGCUCGUGCUCGUGCUCGUGAAAAGUGCCCUCCAGUUUGUUGUGCGUGUUUUCGCCCGGUUUGUGGCGGGGGUGCGACGCGGGGAGAGAAUAAAGAGAGAUAGAUAGUGAACGCGAAAGGGAAGAAGUGAGAGGGGGCAGGCAACAAUAGAGUUGCAUCGGGAUUUGCGGGCGAUCCUUCCGCCCGUUGCGUUAAACGUAAAAAAAAAAAAAAAAAUAAAUAAAAACAAAACGAAAAUCGCAAAUAUAAACAAAUGAAAAAGUGAAGGGGAGGAACGCCGCUUCCGGUAUUUACUGCAACAGCUGAUAACGCACGACGCUCCGAAUGAUAAUCGCGUGACUGCUUUCUUCGUAACAUCGGGUUGAAAGACGUUUUACUGACCGUAGACAAAGGAAUACAACGAACUGAUUCGAAAGGUGUACGCAAGAAAACUCUACCUUAACAACAACAACAAUACCAACAGUCAUAAAACUUGGGUCAACGUGUUGCCUGUGAAUUGUUGUAAUAAACACAUAUCCGUUCUGUUCCGUAACGUGAAUUUUAAGUUGAAGAAAGGUGUAUGAUAGAAUAAAAAACUUUGAAUCAAAAAAAUUCAAAAACAAACGAAUAACAAGUAAAAUAAAAUUGUAAAUUGUUACAAUAGGAUAGAAACGACUCUUAGCGCGUGAAACAUAUGAACGCCGCACGCGUACGGACGUCUGGAUGUUUGUGAGAAAGAAAAAAAAAAUCCGAAAGUUCGUUCGGAAAAUAUGUGCGUGGUGUGUAACGAUAGUUUAGUGAGGUGAAACCUUCAUGCUGACGAGGCGGAGAUUAAACGUGGAAAUAUUAGUAGGAGUCCCGGAUGCGAUUCAAGAUUUACCUACUAAAUUUAGCAAUGAAGUGACUCGACGUCGCAGCAGUUGACAGUCGCCUUAAUAUCCCCCCACCUCUCCCAUAUCCUCCCCCUCUCCCCCGCCCCCCGCCCACCCACCACCCCCAUCCCCGACACCGCCGCCAAUAAAAGUAUUGGAAACAAUUAAGAUGUACCCCGCGCCGGCGAGACAUCCAUCCGCUCCCGGUGGCGGUGGAAGUGCAGCGGGGGCUGCCGGCGGGCUGAAAUUUACAGUCGCCGACACCUGCGAGAGAAUCAAAGAAGAAUUCAGUUUUAUUCAGCAGCAGUAUCAUUCGCUGAAGUUGGAGUGCGAAAAGCUAGCUAAUGAGAAGACUGAAAUGCAGAGGCAUUACGUAGUGCAGUACUAUGAGAUGUCCUACGGGCUCAAUGUCGAGAUGCAUAAACAGACGGAGAUUGCAAAGCGGUUAAACGCGAUAAUUGCCCAAGUCCUUCCGUUCCUGGCACAAGAGCACGGGUUACAGCACCAACAGCAAGUGGCCAACGCCGUUGAACGGGCAAAACAAGUUACGAUGACCGAGCUCAACGCCAUUAUUGGGCAACAACAUCAGCAAGGAUUACAGCAAUUAUUGCAACAGAUUCACGCUCAGCAGCUGACCCACGGGGCGGUCGUGGGUGGAUUGCCCCCUGCGGGUUUACUGGGGUUCGCGGGGGCAGCGGCGGCGGCUGGGGGUGUCCCACCCCACCUGGCACCACCCCCGCAUCCCGGUGCAGCGGCGGCCGCAGCUGCCCAGGCACAGGCCCUCCUCAAGCCGGCGGAUCUUCAGCACAGAAACGCCGCUGAGACACCCGAGGACCGGAAACCGAUUCCAAUACCGGACGAACGGUUGAGACGAUCGGUUUCCCCGGGUGAAAAAUUUCGCAGCCGAACGCCAGACAUCGAGAGCGGCGAACCGAAACGGAGGAAAGAGGAAAAACUCAGCCACGAAAGCGAUGGUGAAAAGAGUGACCAAGAUCUUGUCGUGGACGUAGCGAACGAGGAGCCUGGCUCGCCUCAUGCCAACGGCGAACACGCAGAUCCACGCGAGAACGGCACUCUUGAGAAACUUGGGGCCCCGGGCCCCGGCGGGGGGCCGUCUUCCGGGACCGCCUCCGUCAAGGACAGACCUCCGUCAAGGAGCGGUAGCUCUUCGGCGCGGAGCACUCCCUCUCUGAAAAGUAAAGAUAUCGACAAGCCGGGCACACCUGGGGCAGGAGCGAGGGGAUCUCGCAGCUGUACCCCAACUAUGGGGGGCAUUCCUGGUCCACUGGGCCCACGGGGUUAUCAUCCCCCAUCAUCGCAGCAGCAAACCCCACCUCAGGGCUAUCAGGGCUUGCCCUCCCGCGGCAAUGAGCCACCCCAAUCUCCUUCAUCUUACAACAACUUGCCUUACGCACGACCACCAAUGCUCGGAUUUGACGGUCACGUUAGAAUACCUGCUACUAAUGGAUUGAGUAACGUUCCUGGUGGUAAACCCGCAUAUUCUUUUCACAUGAACGGAGAGGGUCAACUUCAGCCUGUACCUUUUCCAGCGGAUGCAUUGAUCGGACCUGGAAUACCAAGGCAUGCGAGGCAAAUCAACACUCUAACCCACGGUGAAGUUGUUUGUGCUGUGACAAUAUCAAACCCUACUAAAUAUGUCUAUACCGGUGGAAAAGGUUGCGUGAAAGUUUGGGACAUUGGACAAGGCGGUAGCGGUAGUGUGAAACCUGUAUCACAACUUGAUUGUCUACAACGAGACAAUUAUAUUCGCUCUGUCAAACUUUUACCUGACGGACGGACACUCAUCGUCGGCGGUGAAGCGAGCCAGCUUAGCAUUUGGGACUUAGCUAGUCCUACUCCACGUAUUAAAGCAGAGCUCACUUCGUCGGCACCAGCGUGUUAUGCCCUGGCGAUAUCUCCCGAUUCUAAGGUCUGCUUCAGUUGUUGCAGCGACGGGAAUAUCGCAGUUUGGGAUCUUCACAAUCAGACUUUGGUCAGGCAAUUUCAAGGGCACACGGACGGUGCUUCAUGUAUCGAUAUAUCAACGGAUGGUACUAAACUUUGGACUGGGGGGCUGGACAACACCGUCAGGUCCUGGGACUUGAGGGAAGGAAGACAGUUGCAGCAGCAUGACUUUACGUCGCAAAUAUUUUCCUUGGGUUAUUGUCCGACUGGCGAGUGGCUCGCCGUUGGUAUGGAAAAUUCAAAUGUUGAAGUACUUCAUGCAACAAAGCCUGACAAGUAUCAGCUUCACCUUCACGAAUCUUGCGUACUGUCGUUGCGGUUUGCCUCAUGUGGAAAAUGGUUUGUUUCGACUGGGAAGGAUAAUCUGCUGAACGCGUGGCGUACACCUUAUGGAGCAUCUAUAUUCCAAUCGAAGGAGUCUUCGUCCGUUCUGAGCUGUGACAUAUCCACAGAUGACAAGUACAUCGUGACUGGUUCCGGCGAUAAAAAGGCAACGGUAUAUGAAGUGAUGUACUAAACUUUGUGCUACUUGUAUAUUUUCAAUAACAAUAUGAAAAUAAUCGUAAUCGUAAUGAUAAUAAUAAUAAUAUUGAAACAAAAAAGAAACGAAACAUUUUCCUAGAUCUCAUAAGAUUUUUAUAGUAAUCAUCAUUCGUUACAAAACCAUUGUACAAUAGCUUUGUACUUCAAGAGAAGUAACGGUACAAGGAUGACACAAACUUCACUACGCAGAUGAAAAACUCUUGAACAAUUUCUGCCUUGUGUUUGUAUAAAUGUGUUAAUAAGUACAUACCCCUAAUGAUAAGUGUCGUGUGAAUGACUAAGCAUACAAUAGUGAGAGAUAGUUGAUUAAGGUAUUGUUGCGAAGAAUAAGUAUUAAUGCUAAAGGUAUUAACAUUACCUACUAGGUAUUUUAUUAUCCGAAGCAUAAGUAGGUGUGAAACUCUGUACAGAAUGUACAUGUUAGUUGUAUUUGGUGCGAUGUAUAGGCUUAUAAGACUUAAUUACUACGCUGUAAAGUGACAAAAAAUCCACAAAAACAAAAAAAAACUAUUUCUCUACUUUAGCUAGAUGGGAAGGGUUUGGAUUGAGACAAGGUGAGAUUUUUUUCAGGAAACUGGUGCAUUGUUGUACAUAUUACUUUUCCCGAAAGAAAUUUUGCUUUGGCUCAGGUAAAUUCCUUUCUUAAUAAAAAUUACAAAUCGUAACAUAAGUGUCGUUUUACCUAUAAAUAGUGCAAUGAACGGUAUACAUAUAAUUCUAUUUAUUAUCACUAAUAGCAUCCCAGCUCUAGUGGCAAUGUACGUUCUCAUAAACUUAGUACGCCUCCUUCUACCCAUACCUAGCAAUAAUACGUGAUAAAUAAUAGCGCAACAAUUUUCUUUAUCGUUACAACAAUCACAACAACAAACUUCGAGUUUCAGUGUUAAAUAAAGUCAUUCAAAUGCGGAAAAAUCUGGUGAUUUACCUACUUGCGGUAAAAAAAAUAAAAAGAUGAAGGUUAUCAUGUAAACGUAUCGAAAUAAAUCUAAUGUAUAAAUA